CCUUUAUUGUUCAGCCUUUAUGAUCACGUGCGCUCGUCACCCAAUCGAAUGGCAGUCCUGCUUCCCAACUAUUAGUCGACUGUAGAUCUUUGUGGUGCCAAGUUGCUAUACUUGAUUUCUUCAGAUUGUUAUUUUGUAAAAGUCGGGUUUAGUGCGUGUGUAUGUGUGUGUGGUGUGUGUGGCACGCGUGUUUUUGUAUGUAUCUGUGUAUGUGUGGGUACAUGUGAAAGUAUCUUUUGUCAUGUCGACAUCUGGAACGUUGACUAGCUACUACGUCGACUCCCUCAUCUUGCCGGAGAGCGAGGAGCUGUCCGCGCCCAGAUACACCUCCGGUCCGGGGGGGCUCCAGCAUGCGAGGCAGCUCACCUCGCUCACCGAUCACACCGAGCUUGGGCCCUGCACCUUCCCGACGAAAGCUCCGGUCUUCAGCCCGUCCUGGGGCCAUGUAUCGACCCAGUUUCCAGGUGCCGUGUCAUCCGUGUACCACCACCCGUACGGGCAUCACCAAGGCCCGGCUCCAGGCGACUUGGAGGGUCGCUACAUGCAGUCCUGGCUGCUUGAGCCCAUGUCAGGGUCCUUGCCCUUGACCGGAUUACCAACGAGUCAUCAUUACGGGAUCAAACCGGAGAGCCUGGGUGCACGAGUGGACAGCGCGCUGCCUGGAUCCCAUACCGCACUGCUCCUGUCCGACUUCACCAACGGGACAGUUGCGACGGCGUCCCCGGUGGACAAGAACACACUACCUGGCCAGACCGCAAACCUGAACGGGGAGAUAGAGGAGAAACCGGCCCUCGAUCCAAAUAACCCGGUAUCUAACUGGCUCCACGCAAGCGCCACGAGAAAAAAGCGCUGUCCAUACUCCAAGCACCAGAUCCUUGAGCUGGAGAAAGAGUUCCUCUUUAACACGUACCUCACGCGGGACCGUAGGUUCGAGGUCGCGAGGCAGCUCAACCUUACCGAGAGACAGGUCAAAAUCUGGUUUCAGAACCGCAGAAUGAAGAUGAAGAAAUGUAAUAAAGAUUGUGGACCAAAAAAUGAUUUAUAGGCACCUAUGACUCAUUGAACGUGAACGUAAAAAAUAUCACAAAAAAGGGAUAUCUGUGAAAAUACUGUCAUUUUUAGAAGUCGUUGUCUCAUUGUUUUAUUCCAAACAGAAGCUGUUAUGUGUCUUGUAAAAAAGCAUGUCCGGCUCUACUCGUCGGUUUGAUGCAACUACCUUUAUAUUGCACAAUUUAACAGUGCGCAUAAUUUGUUGUUAUUGUUAUUAUGAUGUUAAUUAAUUAAGGCCUCGGCUGCAAGUGUCAUUGUGUAACACGAGUAUUAGUAGGCCUGUUCUCUGUGCUCAUUUGUGUAUGGAUGUUUGUAGCUAUGUGUGUGUUCUCUGGUUUGUAGAUAUUUGUAUUUCCGGUUCAACUGAAUUUAGUUUUAAAUGUGAUUAAGUUUUUGUUGUUGUUGUCAUUAUUUCAGUUACUGGUAACGUUGAUUCAUGAUCAAACGUUGGAGUGAUAGGCUAACGUCUGGCUGCUAACGUCUGGCUGCUAAGCUGCUAACGUCUGGCUGCUAACGUGAUGGUAGCAUUUUGAAGGGGGUGCAUGAGUAUCAAAAGCCUUUUAAAAAUGCAUAUAGGCCUAUUGAUACUAUUCAUAGAAGGUACAUAACAAUCAUUUUGUGUUGACUACCUAGACGUCUCUCAACUACCUAUAAUUGCAAGACCUAUAAUUGCAAGAGCCUAUUUGAUUUUUACCUGACUCCGUUGUGAAGAAACAUAACGCUUGUAUAGGAAACUAUGUCUGAAUUUCAGGGAGUAACAUUUAGAGGACAUAUUGGUUAGGAAGAGAGAGAGAGGACAUUUUAAAAACACUGUAGGCUACGUAAUGAAUACCUCAUGGUCUGGAGACGUUCGGAU
This is a messenger RNA of Oncorhynchus masou masou (cherry salmon), 1906 nucleotides long. RefSeq names its product homeobox protein Hox-A9-like. Lineage: Eukaryota; Metazoa; Chordata; Actinopteri; Salmoniformes; Salmonidae. Gene Ontology annotation, cellular component: nucleus. The record is from RefSeq and is a predicted model, not a curated record. The coding region runs from base 242 to 1045 and encodes 267 amino acids. Gene Ontology annotation, molecular function: RNA polymerase II cis-regulatory region sequence-specific DNA binding; DNA-binding transcription factor activity, RNA polymerase II-specific. Gene Ontology annotation, biological process: anterior/posterior pattern specification; DNA-templated transcription; regulation of transcription by RNA polymerase II. The transcript is spliced from 2 exons.